Messenger RNA from Callithrix jacchus (white-tufted-ear marmoset), 2416 nucleotides. It is a transcript of the gene GDF1, whose product is annotated as growth differentiation factor 1. Gene Ontology annotation, cellular component: extracellular region. Lineage: Eukaryota; Metazoa; Chordata; Mammalia; Primates; Cebidae. Gene Ontology annotation, molecular function: cytokine activity; growth factor activity. The record is from RefSeq and is a predicted model, not a curated record.
AUGCCACCGGCGCGGCAAGGUCCCAGCUGCCACCACCACCUCCUCCUCCUGGCCCUGCUGCUGUCCUCGCUGCCCCAGACCCGCGCCCCCGUGCCCCCAGGUCCCACUACCGCCGCCCUGCUCCAGGCUUUCGGGUUGCACGAUGCACCCCAGGGCGCCCCCAGGCUCCGGCCGGUUCCCCCGCUCAUGUGGCGCCUGUUUCGACGCCGGGACCCCCAAGAGACCUGGUCGGGCUCGCGACGGACGUCCCCAGGGGUCACCCUGCAACCGUGCCACGUGGAGGAGCUGGGGGUCGCCGGAAACAUUGUGCGCCACAUCCCGGACCGAGGUGCGCCCACCCGGGCCCCGGAGCCUGCCUCGGCUGCGGGGCAUUGCCCCGAGUGGACCGUCAUCUUCGACCUGUCGGCUGUGGAACCCGCCGAGCGCUCAAGCCUGGCCCGCCUGGAGCUGCGUUUCGCGGAGGCGGCAGAGGCUCCGGAGGGCGGCUGGGAGCUGAGCGUGGCGCUGGCUGGCCAGGGCGCAGGCGCGAGCCCCGGGCCAGUGCUGCUCCGCCAGGCGAUGCCCACCCUGGGGCCGCCGGUGCGCGCAGAGCUGCUGGGCACCGCCUGGGAUCGCAACGCCUCAUGGCCGAGCAGCCUCCGCCUGGCGCUGGCGCUGCGCCCCCGGGCCCCUGCGGCCUGCGCGCGCCUGGCCGAGGCCUCGCUGCUCCUGGUGACCCUCGACCCGCGCCUGUGCCACUCCCUUGCCCGGCCGCGGCGCGGCGCCGAACCGGUGUUGGGCGGCGGUCCCGGGGGCGCGUGUCGCGCGCGGCGGCUAUACGUGAGCUUCCGCGAAGUGGGCUGGCACCGCUGGGUCAUCGCGCCGCGCGGCUUCCUGGCCAACUAUUGCCAGGGUCAGUGCGCGCUGCCCGCCGCGCUGUCAGGGCCCGGGGGUCCGCCUGCGCUCAACCACGCCGUACUGCGCGCGCUCAUGCACGCAGCCGCCCCGGGAGCCGCAGACCUGCCCUGCUGCGUGCCCGCGCGCCUGUCGCCCAUCUCCGUGCUCUUCUUUGACAACAGCGAUAACGUGGUGCUGCGGCAGUAUGAGGACAUGGUGGUGGACGAGUGUGGGUGCCGCUAACCAGGCGCAGGCGGGAAUGCAGGCCCAAUAAACGCCUGUGGGCUGCUCUGCUGGUCUCCUCGGACUCAUUGCCUUGGGGGGGGGGGUUCGCCCUUCACUCCUGCAGGCAGCCCUGUCCUUUGCCUCAGUCUUCCUCUGGACUCCAUACCCCGCCCCCUUACCCAGGCAGGGCCCCAGCACCCUCCAUCCCCUGCAGUUCAUCCAGCCCUUGGUGUGUAGGCAAAACUGUUUAUUAAUAUUUUAUUGGUGACAAAAGAACUUAAAUUGACCAAAAAUCAAGUUACAUCGCCUUGGUACAGUGCGCCUGGGUUUGUCAAGGUCAGUGGCUGCUGCUACAAAGCUGGAGAACACAGCACAGGGCGAAGCAGAGGCAAAGUGGCCCAGCCCAACAGCUGGGGUGGGGCGGGCAGCGCCCCUCAGGCCACUGCAGGGUACAGCGGAAACCUAGCCGGGUCUGUGCCUCUACACGGCCUACCGGGAGAAGGGGAAACCGAAAGCCCUAGAGCAAUGGAAUAAAUACGAGGCCCUGCCAGAAGGAAGGCGGCCUGUACGUCCCAUCUGUCCCAGGCAGAAUGACACCCCAAGCUAGGUGUUCAAGGGGCUGGAGCAGUUCUCCUACUAAAACGACCCCACACUCCCAGCCUCUCACACAGAACCUGCUGACUUCUGUGACUUGUUUCCUUACCCCCAGCAGCAGCCAUCAUCCCAUCAGCAGAGCUGCUUGGCGGGCAGAGCUCCCACUUUGGGAGUGCGGUGUGCAGUGCCAUGUGUCUAACCAGCGCAGGACUGUCGGUACCUGCUGGGGACAGGGACAGGCCCUCUUGUCCUUCCACCAAAUCCUUCGAAGGACCCCAGGGAAAAGCCGUCGAUCCAGGAACAGCCACCUUCUCAUUCCCUGGCCACAGGGCCAGUCCUGGCCAAGGCCCCUCUCAGUGAGGCCAAAAGCACGUUCCUCACAGGCGCAGGGCCCUUCGCCGAGUCCAGGCAGGAAGCAGCUUGGCUUCUGAGUCCAGCGGAGAACGAGCAGCUUCCAGGCUCGGCGGACAGCUACCCCAGUGGCCCGAUCACCCAGUUCUUGAAGCUGCUGGAAGCUAAAACCUACAACAAAAAUCCUCCUCUGGGCCUAGGCACAGGUGUUGCUCCUCUUCUCCAGUGGCGCUGGCUUGUUUAAACUGUGUUUCUGGAAGCUUCUCGCAUCUCCCAGGUCCACCGCUAAGAUUUUAGAUAUAAACUUAGGAAAGUAUUUUUCAGUACUCUUUUAAAAGAAUUUUGGAAAAAAAAAAAAAAAACAGAAAAA